AUGCAGUGCGUGCUGCGAGAACUGGAAGAUGACUUGCAGGCCGCACAACAACAGCUUGCCGCUUUAAAGGCGGGACAUGACGAGAUCAGGGCGAUGCAUGCGCAGGCACAGGUGGAGAGGAUGAAGGCGGAGAUGGAGAGGGUGAAGCGCGAUGCCGAGCAAGUGAAGGAGGACGAAGACCUAUUCAAGAAACGCAUCAAUGACAAGAAAGGCGAGAUCGGCAAUGCACGGCAUGAAAGAUUGAGGGCAGAACUGACAGGACCCGGCAACGAAGAAGCGGUUGCAGCGGCGGAGAUGAAGGUGAAAGAGAAAGAGCGGGAAUUGGCCCUGCUUGAGGAAAAAAAGAAGAUAUGGCGCAAGCAGAUGGAGGAGGAGAGGAAGAAGGGAGAGGAAGAGAGGAAGAAGUGGCAGCAACAGCAACACAAAGUGUGGGUGCGCGCGUUGACGACAUUGCUGCAGGCGGCAGGUGAGCCGCUGCCACACACCACAAGUGCCGAGCACCGGUGGACUGUGGUGUCACAGGUGGUGGACGACGCCCUGGCGACAGCGUGGGAGGCCGGCCUUGUGCCCGCCGCCGCUGGCCCGCCCCGACUGGCCACUAUCACUUUAUCUGCUCUCCAAGAUAUCGAGAAGCGCGUUGCGGAGAAGAAGAUCAGCUCACCCGCCGAGAUCAGAGACGAAUUCUUCUUCAUGACGCCACCAAGCAGCAUCACCAAGCCCGAGAAGAACCCGUAUCUCGUCUACUGGCCGGACAAUGCCCAGUUCUUCACCGACAUAUGGCGAGAGCCACUCGCGAAACAGUUUGAGCUGAAGGCUGAUGACAUCACGCCACAAGCAGUGAUUGCAAAGAUUCACGAAAUCGAACAGCUGCUGGUCUCCAGCGCCGACCCACACCGCCCCCGCGAGGACCGAGUGACGCUUGACCUGCCACAAGUAAGCGUGCUUGCAGCUGUGUCUUCACAAGAACUGCUGACAACAGGAUGGGCCAACGAAGCGGAGAUGCGUACCGAUAUCGCUCAGCACCUCAACGCCAUGGCUUUGCGCCUCGGAGCCUGGGUCAUGUUCCCGAGUGAGGUCCCAAUCAUGACGUUCAAGCCAGGCACCCGCCCCAAAAUAGACAUUGUGAUGGUGGACCUGCACACAAACACAAUAGGGGCCGUGUUUGAGCUCAAGCUAGGCGAGGAUGCUGACUCGCUUGGCCAGUUGGCAGCGUACGCGCACCACGCGAUUGUGGCGAACGUGCACCGCAUUGCAGGCGAGCACGUGCCUCUGGAGAAGCUGCCGCUGCUCGCUGGGCUGGCGAUGUUUGGGCUGCGUGUCAGCCCGGUGCAGACCACCGUGGUGGAGUUUAUGGUGGCCAACGCCGGUGGAGUGGUGAAGGUGGUUGCCCACAACAUCCUUUCCAUGCCAACGACGAACAUUGGGCAUGCUGCUCUGGCCAUUUCCUGCUUUGCGGGCUUCCUCCACGCAAAGUACGCCCACGCCAUCAAGCAGAACACCAAGCAUGGCAGCGACUUUGCGCUGAAUGUCAUGAAGCCCCAUGUGCUGCACUUCAACCCCAACAGCGGCAAAGCAGAGGCACCGAAAGUGCUCAGUUCCGUCGCCAACAAAGGCAGCGGAUACGUGUGCAAGUUCAUCAAGACUGGGCACCGUGCUGGCGACUUGCGUGCUGAAGAGAUUGAAAACAUGUGGAAGUACGUCAACGGGCAACGCGCUUGCAGUCGCAUCCCCGCCACCAACAGCAAGAGCAGCACCACCAACACCGCCACCAGCAGCAUCCUCAGCAGCAGUGGCAACGGCACGCAGAUGAUUGCGGUGCCCCACCUCGGGUCGACCCGCGCUCACAUUCACGAACAGCACGUCGCGCAGCUCUGCAACAGCUUGUUUCUCCUGUCAGCGGCUGGUCUCGUUCACCAUGACAUUCGCUGCGCCAAUGUGGUCGUGAGCGGCGACAAAGCCUCUCUGAUCGACUUCGAACUGGCUGGCUGCGACGCCGAUGUCAUGAAGGCAGCCAAACUCAAGCCGGCUGAGGUUGCUCUUCGUACGGACCUGCCUGAGCGGUCAGCACACAUCCGUGCAGCUGGUGACGAGCGAGUGGAACGUCACAUCGAGGAUGACUGGAUCGCCAUGUUCUACGUGUGUGUUCUCCGGUCUGCACUCUACAAGAGGGCACCGCAGAUGGCACACAGGGCAACCAAGAAGGCCAUGCUGGCCGCGUUGAAACAGCUCGAGCACCACCACAAGCAGCAGCAAGGGGAGGGGAAGCAAGGGGAGAAGGAGAAGCAGCAGGGUCAUGUGGUGCUGGUCGGGAUGAACCCGAAGCUGCCGCAGUCGUGUGAUUUGCUGGGCCGCAUCAAGAACAUCAUCGAGGACAUCCCCCUGUACGACUGAGCUCGACGUCUCCGCGCGCUUGGGAGACAGGGAGCCAUGUGCUCGUGUGUGUGUGUGUGUGCAUGUGUGUGCAUGUGCGUGAUUGAUUGUAAUUGCGCGGG
This is a messenger RNA of Salpingoeca rosetta, 2492 nucleotides long. Its product is annotated as serine/threonine protein kinase. Gene Ontology annotation, molecular function: protein kinase activity. Gene Ontology annotation, biological process: protein phosphorylation. Lineage: Eukaryota; Choanoflagellata; Craspedida; Salpingoecidae. Bases 1 to 2391 code for a protein of 796 amino acids. The record is from RefSeq and is a predicted model, not a curated record. The transcript is spliced from 6 exons.